AUGGCUUCCAUUCAUUUUGAUGGUAAAGCAGAUUCAUGGUUUUUAGACUAUCAGGAGGGUAAAAUUCUUAUCGAUUGGCUUCAAUUUUCUUCUGAUGUUUGUUGUCGUUUUGAAGAUGUUGCUUAUGAUAAUUAUGUGGGUAUAUUUAAUAAAUUUUCUCAGCUCACAACAGUUGAGGAUUAUUAUGAACGUUAUGAGUCAUUAAAAGCUUUAAUGAAGGAUCGCAAUCCAUCUCUUUCUGGUGCUUAUUUUACAAUGAGUUUUAUUAGUGGUCUCAAGGAAGAAAUUUGUAAUCCAGUGAAGAUGUUUAAACCCACUUCAGAAACUGAUGCAUUCUAUCUUGCUAGAAUGCAACAAGCUUCUGUAGAUUUUCAGAACAAACGUUUUUAA
Papaver somniferum (opium poppy) is the source of this 390-nucleotide messenger RNA. RefSeq lists its product as uncharacterized. The coding region runs from base 1 to 390 and encodes 129 amino acids. NCBI's taxonomy places the organism in Eukaryota, Viridiplantae, Streptophyta, Magnoliopsida, Ranunculales, Papaveraceae. The record is from RefSeq and is a predicted model, not a curated record. The transcript has a single exon.